GUCGGGGACGCCGGGUCCAGGCUUUUGCUAGGGAACUGGCUGUUGUCGCCCCGCCCCCUCGGGGCUUUCGGUCCGCUUAACUGUCGGAGUGGCGGGGCUCCAGCGCAGGGCGACAUGCCGGUGCGCUUCAAGGGGCUGAGUGAAUACCAGAGAAAUUUUCUGUGGAAAAAGUCCUAUUUGUCAGAGUCUCGUAAUCCCUCAGUGGGGCAGAAGUACCCAUGGGCUGGACUUAGAUCAGAUCAAUUAGGGAUCUCAAAAGAGCCAAAUUUUAUUUCAAAAAGAAGAGUCCCCUACCAUGAUACUCAGAUUUCAAAAUCUCUCGAAUGGAAUGGACCCAUUUCAGAGCAUGGUGUGGUCGUCUCAGCAGUACCCCAAGCCCCAGAAAUACCAAAAUCACAAGAGGCAGAACAAAAAGAUGUUAACCAAGAAAGAGUUCUCUCACUAGAGGCCUCCAGGGUUCCCAAGAGAACCAGAUCUCAUUCUGUGGACUCUGGAGCUGAAGGGGCUUCAGAUACUGUGGAAAGGAAUGACGAUGUGGUAACAAACCAUGGAGCAGUUGAUGAAAAUGUGGAACUGGAACCUUCUACCAAGCCUCUUUCAGAAAAUGCAGAGAAUGGGUUGGACAGACAUCUACGGAAGAAAGCUGGACUGACUGUUGUUCCUUUACACAAUGCCUUGAGGAGUUCUGAAUAUCAAAGGCAAUUUGUUUGGAAGACUUCUAAAGAAAGUGCUCCAGUGUGCACAGCCAAUCAGAUUGUCCACAAUAGAAGCAACUUUGUUCCACAAUCUAGAGGUAACUCAAUCAUCCAUGAAACUGAAUACAAAAGAAAUUUUAAAGGCUUAUCUCCACUGAAAGAACCAAAAUUAAGAGAUGAUUUAAAAGAAAACGGAAAUAUUGAAACAUUAUCUCCGGAAAAGAAGUAUAAUAAAACAGACGAUCCUUUAAAAUUCGUGGCAAACAUGGCAUCAAAAGACCCAAACCAAGCUAAGAAGAAGCCGACUCCUUGGCGACACCAGCGGCUUGGGAAGGUAAAUUCUGAGUACAGAGCCAAGUUUCUGAGCCCAGCUCAGUAUUUAUAUAAAGCAGGAGCUUGGACUCCUAUGAAGGAAAACAUGCCGAGUCAGGGCUCUCUAAAUGCCAUGUGGUAUGCAGAGGUCAAAGAACUCCGAGAAAAAGCCCAGUUUUAUAGGAAGCGAGUUCAGGGAACACAUUUUUCUCGGGAUCAUCUGAAUCAGAUUCUGUCUGAUAACAACUACUGUUGGGACGUCUCCUCAACCACGAGCUCAGAAGGAACCAUUAGUAGCAACAUCCGGGCAUUAGAUCUUGCCGGAGAUCCAACAAGCCAGAAGACCUUACAGAAACAUUCUCCUACAAAAGUGGAAGACAAAAGAGUUGUCUUGGAAGAACAGCUCCAGAAAAGCACCCCUGGUGUGUCAGAUGCCCCGACCAUACCUGUUAGCCGGCGGCUGGCUUGGGAUGAGGAAAACACCAAUGAAGACACACACAAACAGCCCACGGGGGAAGAGGAGGAGGAAGGGGAAAUGGAAAAGGACAAGCAGCAGCCUUAUUUGGGAGAGCUGGAGAAGCGCGAUCUAUGUGAGACAUCUAAGGCAGACAAAAUAAAAGAAGGGUCAGAGUUUUCUUCCAUAUCCUCAGGAAAAGGAGGCCGACUGCCUACUCCGAAGUUGAGAGAACUUGGCGGCAUUCAGCGGACUCAUCACGAUCUCACUACUCCAGCUGUUGGUGGAGCUGUUUUAGUGUCUCCAUCUAAAGUGAAGCCUUCAGUCCCAGAGCAGAGGAAAAGAAUGGCCUCUCAUGAUGACUCAGAAAUGGUAAAGAAUGGCUUUAUUAAGCAAGGAAAUUGUGCCAUGUCUCUCAUGACUUCUCCUGCUGCGGGCAUGAAAACAGUUGAUCCCCUGCCUUUGCGGGAAGAAACUGAAGCCAGUAUCUCCAGAUUUACCAAGGCUGCUCUUCCAGUUUCAAAAACUCUGGAAUGUCCAACAAAUAGCCCUGGACAGCCUUCUCAGCCAUGCCCUCUCUCGUACUGGCAUCCUUCCCGUAGGAUUCAGGGAUGUAUGAGAGAUCCAGAAUUUCAGCAUAAUGAGGGAAAAACAAGGAUGAAUGAUCUCCAGUUACCUCAGCAUGACACCUUUAAUGAUGAAGAUGUGGACAGAUUGUCUGAGAUUUCUGUGCGAUCAGCAGCAUCUAGCCUCCAGGCUUUUCAAACUCUGGCGCGAGCGCAAAGAAGGAGGGAGAAUUUCUGGGGCAAAACAUAAACCCAGUGGGGCUAUUCUUAUCUAGGGCAAUAUUGGUAUAAUUUUUCUUCAUUGCUCACUGUGUUAAGAUUUUUGGAAUGUUUGGAUUUCUUCUGACAUUUCCAACUUAAAUUACUUGAUUUUUCAAUAGUCAGUCCAUUUCACCCAGAAGUUUUUAACACUGGCUUAUCCAAAUUUAACUUUUGAGGGAUUCCUUUGCAGCUGUUUUAGAAACAUAAAGUCAUAGACUAGUUAGUUUUCUAAAACAUAUUCUUUUGUAUCAGGCAUUAGUGGUAGCUGGUAGGAUUGUGAAUUUCAUCCAGAGACUAUUCUACAGAAAUUGAGAAAAGUGGAAAUUAAGAUCCAAGUAUGAACAUAUAUUCUAUUAAGAUUGGUUUUAUUUGUCUUUGUAUUGUGGAUGUCUUCAAAGGAAUUUGUUAUUCUUUCAGCUUUUCCUUUAGUGUUUAUUUUAGUCCCAGCUGUAGAUGGUUGCAGUGUUAUUUAAGAUACGUGUACUUUGAAAAUCCAGCUGUAUAUAUUUUUCUUAUGUAACAGUUUGCUGAGAGAAUAUGUAUAUUUUUGACCCUUGGGUUUAUUCUAUUUGUAUAAUAACUUUGGCAUACAUUUGAAUAAUGUCUGGCUGUUAAAAAUUAUUUAUAUAGUGGAGAAUUAAAACUUUGUAGACAUUUUGAACGACAGUUGAUCAAGUGUGUUUAGCU
This is a messenger RNA of Jaculus jaculus (lesser Egyptian jerboa), 2975 nucleotides long. It is a transcript of the gene Saxo6, whose product is annotated as Mdm1 nuclear protein. Bases 115 to 2277 code for a protein of 720 amino acids. The record is from RefSeq and is a predicted model, not a curated record. Gene Ontology annotation, molecular function: microtubule binding. The transcript has 15 exons. NCBI's taxonomy places the organism in Eukaryota, Metazoa, Chordata, Mammalia, Rodentia, Dipodidae. Gene Ontology annotation, biological process: negative regulation of centriole replication.